GAGCGGGUUUAGGGUUUUGAAUCCAGGCUGGUAGCGUGUGUAGGUGUGCCGAGUUUAACGUUCGCCGUCGGGAAACUUGCCAAAAGUUACACCCACUGUUCUGCUCCAGCAGCCUGCUUCUCUUCGCCCUGCUUUAAGCAACAUUUUCAACCCCAUACCCGUUUGACUUUUUCAAAGAUGUCUCUGAGAGAGAAAAGUGAUGAGGAGAUCAGCGAGUUGCUUGCUGAGUACGGCAUCAAACAUGGACCCAUAGUCGACUCGACUCGAAGGCUGUAUGAGAAGAAGCUUGAAGAGGCCAUGGAGAACACUCCAGCACAGCCCUCAUCUGACAAGACCUACUACAGAGAGGAAGAGGAGGAGGUCACCUACAUCACAUACCACACACCGGUUAGACAAGAGGUGUAUUCAGAAACGCUGAAACGAAGAGGCCAUGCCGAGCCAGAGGAAGAGGAGGAGGAGGAAGAGGAGGGGGAGGAGGAAUCAGAUCAGGAUACAGAGCCCCCCAUCCAGAGCAGUAAAACAACAGCCAAUCACAGUGCGGUGCGAUCCAGGGAGCGAUCCAAGGAGCAAUCCAGGGAACGAUCCAAGGAGCGAUCCAAGGAGCCCGUCAGGAAGUCUGGAAGCUGCAUGUGGAAGUUUAUUAGGCUGCUGCUGCUGUUAGCCGUGCUAGCAGCUGCCGGCUACUUCGUCUACUACCACGUGCUCAACAAUGAAGAAAAUCCUUUUGGGAUUCAAUUCUCAGAUUAAUUGUUAGGAUGUCAGGGUUUUUUUAACCAUUCCAUUUCUACUCCAUUACUGUCAGUAGUAAAGAGUAAUGUUUGUUGCUCAUUCCAAUGCAAAGUUUGACCACAAUCUGUAAACUUUUGUAAAGGCUGGUGAUAUUCUAUCUUUCUUAGUGUCACCAAAUCCAAUGAAAUUAUAAAAAGACAGACAAAUUAUAGUCUGUGUAUCCAAAGCCGAGAAUAUCUUAUUUCUCAGUGUAAGCAGUGUUUGCCCAACCAUUACAUAGGGGUGAUUAAUGUCAUUCAUUCAUCCAUUUUAAGGCUGAGGCCGGAGGCAUUAUGUUUUCUGGUUGUACGUACUUCAAGGCUUGGGCGGUGUCUAACAUCAUACCUUCCUGAAAUUUUAAAGGGGUAUACAGUAUAUGACAGUAUAAAUGUGCUGCGCUAAAUGUGCUGUGCAUACAAUGAGUUUAACAGAAAGAGGAGCACCUGGAUCUAUGACAGUACUGAUAAACAUACCCUCGGGAUUUCUACAUACCCUGGUAUGCCGUAAUAUCAUGAUACUGCACGAGUCUAGUAUGUACAUAUUUUCGUCCAUCUGUCCCAUUCACAUAGAUGUGAUAUCUCAGCAACUAUUUGAAGGAAUUUCUUCUAAUGUGGCACACACGUCACUAUGGACAUAAUGAUGAAUUCAUGAGAUUUUGGUGGUUAUAGGUCAAGGUCAAUGGGAACUUGCAUCUGUCUCAUUCUUGUGAUAUCACAAGAAGGC
Molecule: messenger RNA, 1491 nt
Organism: Plectropomus leopardus (leopard coralgrouper)
Lineage: Eukaryota; Metazoa; Chordata; Actinopteri; Perciformes; Serranidae
Gene: emd
Product: emerin
Source: RefSeq, a predicted model, not a curated record